This is a messenger RNA of Sitophilus oryzae (rice weevil), 916 nucleotides long. It is a transcript of the gene DCTN6-p27, whose product is annotated as dynactin subunit 6. Gene Ontology annotation, biological process: mitotic spindle organization. The record is from RefSeq and is a predicted model, not a curated record. Lineage: Eukaryota; Metazoa; Arthropoda; Insecta; Coleoptera; Curculionidae. Gene Ontology annotation, cellular component: dynactin complex. The transcript is spliced from 4 exons. Bases 247 to 783 code for a protein of 178 amino acids. Gene Ontology annotation, molecular function: dynein complex binding.
AGUGUAAAUGAUUUCUGCAACCAAUGAAACCAGUUUUGUUUUUGUUAAAUCUCAAUUCCCAAUUCAGAACGAUUCAGAAUUUGAGCAAUUAGUUGCAAUAAUUAGUGGUAAAAAAAUUUAGUUUAUUAUUUUAAGGUACAUGUAAAUACUGGUAAAUUUUAAAAGAGUUUAUAUACCUGUAAAUGUUGGUAAAUUUGAGGUAAAUCAUAGAAUAAGUGAGGUAAAUAGUACAAAAAAGUUAUAAACAUGGCAAGAAAUAGUUUUAAGAUUUUUCCUGGAGCAUUGGUUUGCGAAGAAUCAAAAUUGAGAGGCGAUAUAACUGUAGGUGCAGGCACUAUUAUUCAUCCUAGUGCAAGUAUCAUAGCUGAAGCAGGUCCAAUUAUUAUUGGGGAAAAUUGUUUAAUUGAAGAGCAAGCUAAAAUCAUUCAUAGAUUACCAUUUGAUCAACAAAACAAAGACAAUACUCCAGUUCUUAUAAUUGGUUCCCAUAAUGUUUUUGAAGUUGAUUGUACCAUUGAAGCUCCCAAGAUUGGAAACAACAAUGUAUUUGAAUCAAAAUGUUUUGUUGGUAACAAAGUAACUGUUUCCAAUGGAUGCACUAUUGGUGCUGGAUGCAGAAUAACUGAUGAACAAAUACUAAAAGAGAAUAUUUCUAUAUUUGGAUCUAAAUGUCAAAUACGGGAAAGCAUUGAUAAACCUGUGCCCCAAAUUUUACAAAUGGAGACAUUAAUGAAAAUUUUGCCCAACUACCAUCACAUAAGAAAACCAAAUAAAAAACAUUAAAGAUGUUUUGUUUUACUUAUUUAUUUAUGUUACAUAUGUAUAAGUUAAUUACUCAGUAUAAAAUUCUUCUAAUAUUAAUAUAUGUUGUAAUUAAGACAUAAUUAUUUUAUAUUGCUAAUAUACAAAUUAAUAA